This is a messenger RNA of Cercopithifilaria johnstoni, 1269 nucleotides long. Lineage: Eukaryota; Metazoa; Nematoda; Chromadorea; Rhabditida; Onchocercidae. The record is from the annotation of a GenBank genome assembly.
AUGAAAGAUAGUGGAAAUAAUAAAAGAAUUUUUCAGAUUUUAUUUAGUGAUCAGAAGUUACAGCGUUUGAAUGUUUCACUUGAGGAAGUAAAAAGAGCUGGUGAAAAUGUUGAUCCAACAAAACGAAUGAAUGCUCUGAGGGAAGAAAUUGAAACGAAUCGUUAUAUGGUUAAUGAGAAAUUACCAAAAGAAAUUGAAUCAAAAAAAGCAAUUGUUGAUAAUUUGAAUAAAGUGAUCGAUGUUGCAGCUGUAGACAAAAACGAUAUCAUUGAAUUACAACAAAAGAUUGAAAAAAUAAAUCAGGAAAUUACGGAUCUGAUAAAUGAACGUGAUCGUAAAGAUGAGAAUACGGAUAAGCUAUCAAUUUAUCGACAUCAAGCAUCAUCGAUUUAUAAGAAAAAAGCAAAAUUGGUUGAAAAUUUGCAAAAAGCGCGUUUGGAAUUGCAAAAUAUCACAAAUCAGGUGGAAACAAAGAAAAAUAGCUCACGUGAAAAAGGUGGCACAGAUUUUAUGAUUACAACCACACAGUUUAAGAAUUACACCAAUAAGUUACGCAGUAAAACAUCAGAUUACAAGCGAAAGAAUAUUGAAAUAAGUGAUUUGAAGAAUGAACAUGCUGUACUAUCACAUACUGUCGAUAUUCUUACAAAUCAAUGGAACAAACUUAUGGGAAAAAUAGAAGAAAAUGGUGGAAGGAUAAUUGAAAGAUAUGAUUUAAAAAAUGAUGAAAAGUUUGAAAGCAUCAAACCGGAAACGGAUGAUAUCAGAAAGUUACGUGAUAUGAUUAGCGAAUUAAAUCAACAGAUUGAUUUAAAAAGGAUAACAAUUGAUGGUUUAAAACAAUCAAAUGCUGAAUUCAAUAAGCAUUUUACUGAUGCUACGGAACGUUUCAAUUUGAAGAAAAGAAAUUAUGAAACAUCUGAAGCAAAUUUUGAAAGUGCUUUUGUGAAAAUUGAAGAGAAUGUCAAAAAUAUGGAAAAUGAAAUGAUUACAAAGAAGCGCAAAAUUUUUCGUGCUAACAUUGAACUUACGAUUAUGAAAACUAUUUGGGAAAAAUUGCAACAAGAAGGAUUAAGAAGGAUGAUUAAUCAAAUAGAGAAAGAAAUUAGUCGUAUCGAUAAAGAAGUGGAAAUUUUGCAACAAUCAAAUCAUGAUAAUGGAUUAUCAAUUGAGGAAGGAAUUGCUCAGGUAGCAAUGUGGCGAUCAUUAAUGAAAAUUUUUCAACUUAAAUUACAAAUAGCAAAAGGUGGGAAUAUGAAUGGAGUGUAG